GUGCUACAUAAGGCGAAGAGGUUGACUUUUCUCAUUUCUUCUCAUUCCUUCAUCGUCACUCGUCUUACAGGAUGACUCCCCACCGACCUUACAUGGUGGUGUUUCUCCGACUGGCUGUCUUCAUCAACCAGUACGACUUCGGUUGCUGGGCGCAGUCUUCUAUCGGCUUGAACGUACCAGACUACGUGGAAGCUAUCAUAGGGAGUUCCGCCAUCUUGGAAGCUGACUACGCCACCACGAAACGUAUUGCCUCUAUUGAAUGGAGCAAAGUGGACUCCGUGGAGAAGAUUAAGAGAACCUCCGUCUUUACCUACUGGCCUCCUUUCGACUCGUCCACGGCCCACGGGGAAUAUAACGGACGCGCAAGGCUUGACGGGAAAGCGUCUCUGAUGAUUGAUGACGUCACGGAGAAUGACGAAGGGACGUACAUCAUCACAGUAUCCGCGGAGGGACUUCCGAGUGAAGAGGCGUUUGUUGAUCUCAGGGUAUUGGUACCCCCGUCAGUGGUUGUGGGGCCGUCUGAUCCUUACGUCACUUCCUGGGGCAGAGCAGUCUCCCUGACAUGCGCAGUGAGAAAUGCGAAGCCCAACGUCACAAACAUCUACUGGCAGAGAAAUGGCGCCGUGAUUGACAGCAGACAGUUCGACACCAAGUAUUCUGGCGGGAAUCUGCAACAGCCUGACUUGGUCAUACGUCACGUGACUAGAGGCGACAAAGGCGUGUACAAAUGUGUCGCUGAUCACGUGGUUCAGACCAGCAGCGACACUCUCAGCUUGGAUGUUCUGUAUCCGGCCACCAUUGUCAGCAUCUCUGACUCCCAGACCGUGAAUACAGACGAUAGGGUGAAGUUUCAGUGCGUUGCCGAGGGCAACCCACCCCCAAACAUCACGUGGACAGUGAAUGGCAUGCGCGUGCGCUCUACGACAAGUAAGAUGACACGUGACGUGCGCACGGGCACAGUUGUUCUGGACAGAGUGCGGCCAAACGCAACAGGAACGUACGUGUGCACGGUCAGCAAUAAAGUUGGAGAGAGCGAUGUAAAGUCACUUCAACUUAGCGUCAAAGCGUCUCUGCGAGGCCAUGACGGCAGUACUGUAGUGAUCUGGGUGGGCGCCAUUGCCGGAGGUCUGUGGUUCGUGAUCUGUCUGGGACUGGUGGUGUACUUCAUACAGCGGAGGAGAAACAAGGAAGACAAGAAACGGUUCUCCUUCUACUACAACAUGGGGCGGAGGGAGCAGGGUCGGCUGGAGGAGAGGUUUGGGGAGGAGACGUUAGAAGUCACCAGACAUCCUCAUCUCAAAUUACCCUCCAAACCGAUCUCACAGGCACCCUCAGGAGGCAUCGACACCAUCAGGCGAACCACAAACAAAGGCAGGAUCAGAAGAUACGCCAGAGUUCUGUAUCCAUACCACCCACAAGAGGGAAACGAACUAUAUUUGGAGGCAGAUGACGUCAUCGAGGUGCUGGAGGGGGAAGAUGGCGGCUGGUGCCUGGGUUACCUGAGCGGCAGGAUAGGCCUGUUCCCCUCCAACUACGUCAAGUUCCUGUCCGCGUCAGAAGUAUCAGCGGCAAAACUUAGGGAACUUUACGACGGCGCAAGCGCAGACGGAUGUAAAGGGUCUCCCAAGAGAAGCGUCUGACCUUGACUUGUAAAGAAAGUGACCUUGACUCAAACCACACCGACCGAGAAGGUCACUGCAUAUCCACGGGAUUUUUUUGGGUGCUGAGAACAAUCUGAGAGCUGGAUCUUUCGGGACACAUCUACUAACACCAGGGAGCGACGUGUGAGACAUCAUCACGUGACUGGGUGCUGCUGCAACGUCAUUGAUGACGUCACAGCCAUGACACAAACACAACUUGAUGGCGACGUUUGCGGCACCGUGUACUGUCAGCCCAAUGGGGAACUCUCUUUCAAUAUCAGUUCGUUCUCCUUUUAGGUGAGGGGGGGGGGUAUUAUGCGGUCUAAAAUCUAUGUAAUCUAUUUCAGACAAAGAAAAUGACGUAAUGUUGACAUCUUGAAACAUUCCGGGUCUCAUUAGCCUCUUGAUGAGAAGUUGCCCCUUGCCGUGCCUGGUCGAAAAAGAGAGGAACGUUUGCUACAAACAACAAGUCAGAUCACCAAAUCAGACAUAUACAUAUUUAACCGGCUUGAACAUAGCAGUUCUCCGUUUCCCUGCCAUUAACUA
Branchiostoma belcheri (Belcher's lancelet) is the source of this 2186-nucleotide messenger RNA. Its product is annotated as protein turtle homolog B-like. The transcript has 8 exons. Lineage: Eukaryota; Metazoa; Chordata; Leptocardii; Amphioxiformes; Branchiostomatidae. Gene Ontology annotation, cellular component: cell-cell junction. The record is from RefSeq and is a predicted model, not a curated record. The coding region runs from base 72 to 1640 and encodes 522 amino acids. Gene Ontology annotation, biological process: cell-cell adhesion. Gene Ontology annotation, molecular function: cell adhesion molecule binding.